AUGCCGACCCCCGAGUCCGAGGCUUUCCUGGCCAAGAAGCCGACCGUGCCACCAACCUUCGACGGGGUCGACUACGAUGACAACAAGCGCCUCAAGCAGGCCCAGGACGCCAUCAUCCGGGAGCAAUGGGUGCAGGUCAUGAUGGGACGUCUCGUUCGGGAAGAGCUGAGCAAGUGCUACUACCGGGAGGGUGUUAACCACCUGGAGAAGUGCGGCCCUUUGCGAGAGCGGUAUCUCCAGUUGCUUGAGAAGAAUAGAGUCCGGGGCUCAGUACGAGGCACCUUGCCUGCCGAGAAAUUUUUGGACCUGGACCUUCAACACCGCGACCACGAACCUGGUCCGGACAUCAACACGCCCAACUUCCCCAUAGCAGCCGCCGCAGCUCCUGCGCCUGCGGCAAGCGAUGCGACGACAGCUCCAGAAGAGGCCGCGGCGCGGUCAACAUGCCCAGCGGGCACAGUCCUCAACGGCCUGAAUUACUUCAAGGGAAAGUCGGACCCCGUCGCGCUGCCGGACAACGAGUACCCGGAGUGGCUGUGGUCGUGCCUCGACGUGACGAAGGGGUCAGCGGCAGAGGAGGAUGCGGACGCCGGUGAUGAAUUCUCAAAAUCCAAGAAGCAGCGCCGAAUAGCCGCCAAGCGGCAGCGCGAGCUCGAGGCCAAGAUGCUGGCGACCGGCAACCUCGAGGCGCUGGCGCCCAAGAUUCCCUUACAGCAGCAGUCGAUCAACCUGCCGGGGAAGCCGGAAGGCGACGUGAAGGACGCGAUCGUGGCAAUUGAGAAGCGGGAGGAGCUGAGGAAGGCGAUGAGGAAGGAGAGGAAGGCCAAGAUCAAGGAGGACAACUACCUCAAGUCCAUGUAA
Messenger RNA from Diaporthe amygdali, 861 nucleotides. RefSeq lists its product as uncharacterized. The record is from RefSeq and is a predicted model, not a curated record. The coding region runs from base 1 to 861 and encodes 286 amino acids. Lineage: Eukaryota; Fungi; Ascomycota; Sordariomycetes; Diaporthales; Diaporthaceae. Gene Ontology annotation, cellular component: mitochondrial large ribosomal subunit. The transcript has 5 exons. Gene Ontology annotation, molecular function: structural constituent of ribosome.